Molecule: messenger RNA, 2110 nt
Organism: Chara braunii
Lineage: Eukaryota; Viridiplantae; Streptophyta; Charophyceae; Charales; Characeae
Source: the annotation of a GenBank genome assembly
ACCCAGACGUGGUCCAGCGGGGUCUGGCCCUUUUCUGCCUUCUGCACAGCGGUGGGCAUCGAGGACGGAAAAUCUCUGCUGAAGUCUUUUUGAGAAGUAAGGAAGCAAUCUUCUUCCUUCUUUCACCCUCCCGGCAAACGACUAGCUCUGGGUGUUCUCCAAUCCGCGCGAGGAAUUAGCAGCCAUGGGUAAAGGUACGGGAAGCUUCGGCAAGCGCCGGAACAAGACACACACGCUCUGCCGGCGAUGUGGGCGGCGAAGUUUCCACAUCCAGAAGUCGAAGUGCUCGGCAUGUGGAUAUCCUGCAGCACGGAUUCGCAAAUUUAACUGGAGUCAGAAGGCCAUUCGCAGGAAGACGACCGGGACAGGGAGGAUGCGCCACCUUCGGACCAUGCCCCGAAGGUUCAAGAACGGCUUUAGGGAAGGCACCCAGGCCGCUCCGAAGAAGAAGGUCGCCGCAGCAGCCGCUCAUUGAGUGCGUUGAGGGAGUUUUGGCCGAAGUGCAGUGAUGAUGUAAAGGGGGAGAGGCAGAGGGAGAGGUCUCGGAGUAGAGCGAGAUGUGCAGAGAUUUGCAGAGAUGCGCAGACGUCUUCGUCAUAGAAUGAGAGCCUAACUCGUCGUCGAUUCCAUUUUUUCCGCUCUCCGAGGUAUAAAAUAUGGGUGAGUUUGUUCCCGUUAUCAGGAGUAGGUUGAGGGUUCAAAUUCGUUUGUCCGCUCUCGACGUGACACGUUUGCAAGCGAAUUGAGAUCGGUGUCGUCACCGAAUCUUUCCGUCGGCUGACUCGAGUGGAGAUAGUGGGGGUGGGGGUGGAAGGAAGGAGGAUUGUUCGCGCUCUCGCUCGCUUUGAAGAGGCGACGCGGUGGACUUAUCAUCCUGUGAUGGGGACGUAAGAGUGGAGGAGGGAGGGGUGGUUGGUUUUUGACGACGAUCUUGUGGAUGGAACUAGUGAGAUGGGCUCUGAUUGAUCCGAAUGACAGCCGUCGAAGAUGCUGUGAGUUUUUUCAGUAAUUCAAUUCCAUUAGUCGUGUGCGGCAUCGAAAUCUUUGCACUUUCCGCGAAGAGAAAUUUUCUUCUUUGUAAUGUUUGUCGUCGAUUUGUGUGCCGCCGGUCUUUUUUUGUAUGCGUUUUUCGGGAUUUGGGGUUGCCUUUGGAAGACAUGCCUACCUCACCUCUCCCAGCCAAAGUUUUGGCCAAUUCUUCAAAAUUUGUCCCUCCUGUAAAAUUUAUACAACAUGGAACAACCCAAGUGCAGCAGCCGCCCAGUUGGUUGGGCGACAUAUUGGACGCCAGCGCAUUUGGGGGGCGGGGAUGGUCGCUGAGGGACUGGGUGUCACUGGAGUCUCCCGGCUUGGAAUGCCCCGCUCUGCCUUGCGUGUGUUUGUGGAGUGUGAUUAUAGCGCUGGCCAGCAGGGUAGGGCUUGCUUAUGCCUAGUCUGCACAACCUUUAUAAAUUUAAAAAAUCGAAGGAUAAGAAAAUCCCAGAGGAAGGACUGGUCGAGAACAGGACCUGUUCUGUAGGUCGUACUUUCUUUUGUAUCUACAAAUACAGAUGAUGGGUCAAAACAGGAUGAUGAGUGGAGAAUCCCACUGCAGAGCGCGGCUGCUGGGAGGGUGGGUGUUUUGGCGUCCGCCUGCCAUAGAUGAACCCAAUAGACCCACCGGCACUGCGCGCCAAGCUGUUCCGAGCCGCCAGCGGCGGACGUUUUUUCUUUCUUUGGCUGGCGCCGAGUUGAUUUGUUGUUUCCUUGUUUUUUUUUUUUGUUUUUUUAGUCGCAUUUUGUUUUUACUAUUAUUAGAUGCAUUUUGUGAAAGGCUGCGGCCAGGUGCUGGCGGUUAAAAAAACAGAAGCCCAGAGGAGGACUCGUCAAUGCGUCAGUUUUCUUUUCCAUAACUCUCUCUGUUCCUAUCCGACCUUCCCCCGAAUUGAACGCACUGUCAUUAUCACUAUAUCUAGAUCGAUAAUCGCUUCAAAUAAUAGACUACUAUAAUGACCGUACGUUCUAUUCCGGGUAAGUGACCGCAUCCGUUUUCUCUGUACACUCUCAAUGCAUCUGACCAUAAUUUCGUCCGGACCUAAGAGGCGUAUUAUUGGGAGCGGCAUUUCCUGUC